Messenger RNA from Oryza brachyantha (malo sina), 738 nucleotides. RefSeq lists its product as uncharacterized. Bases 1 to 738 code for a protein of 245 amino acids. Gene Ontology annotation, molecular function: DNA binding. Lineage: Eukaryota; Viridiplantae; Streptophyta; Magnoliopsida; Poales; Poaceae. The record is from RefSeq and is a predicted model, not a curated record. The transcript has 4 exons.
AUGGCUUCACCUUCGCAGCCGCUAAGCUCCGACGACGAUGCAAGGGACGCCAAUGCGGAGUUGGACCAGCCAUCGCAUGCUAUAAGCGCUGCAGCCACACCCGUUGUCGUGCCUGUUGCUGGAUCUACCAUUGCUAAUGUGGGCAGAUCUGGUUACUCCGGCUCUGGCGCAAAGGCUUGCAGUCGUCCACCUAAACCACCUAUAAAAAGGAUCGCCACAAGGCCAAAAAGCCGUCUUGCGAUUGCAGGAGCUCCUUCUGCUUUGACUAAGGCAAUAGCUCUUUCUGCUCCAAGAACUCCAGAAGCAUCAACCUCCGUCGACGGACUGCGCUUAUUCAAAUCCAUGGGAUUUACCACAAAUUCCACAGCUGGUACUGGUUGUGGGAGUAGCAGCCAGCAAGAAUCACAGUCACUUCCACCACAAACAGAGUCUGUUAAUGAUUCUGAGCCAAUACAAAUUGAGGAUGAUGAGCCGGAAGAUGAAGCCGAGAAUUUUGGCACAAAGAGAAAGCUUACUUCUGUUGUUUGGAAGGAUUUCAAGAGGGUCAAAGUUUGUGGUGAUGUAAAGGCUGAGUGCCUUCACUGCCACAAGCGACUUGGAGGGAAGAGCACCAAUGGGACUUCUCAUCUACAUGAUCAUUUAAAAAUUUGCACAUUGAGAAAGAUCAAGAUGGGACCUAAGACUCUUGCACAAUCUUCGUUGAGAUUCAAUUCCAUCAAAGGAGGGAAAAUUUGUUAG